Molecule: messenger RNA, 2203 nt
Organism: Mastomys coucha (southern multimammate mouse)
Lineage: Eukaryota; Metazoa; Chordata; Mammalia; Rodentia; Muridae
Gene: Sptlc3
Product: serine palmitoyltransferase long chain base subunit 3
Exons: 12
Coding region: 264-1955 (563 amino acids)
Biological process (GO): sphingosine biosynthetic process; ceramide biosynthetic process
Cellular component (GO): serine palmitoyltransferase complex
Molecular function (GO): pyridoxal phosphate binding; serine C-palmitoyltransferase activity
Source: RefSeq, a predicted model, not a curated record
ACUAGCAGGGCAAACUGUAGUUUCAGAAACAGGAUUGUUGCCAUGGAACCCACAAUGCCACGAGGGUAAAGUAGGAAAGGUAACAGCUAAAGAUCUGCUCAACAGAUAGGCUGCGGUUCUUCUUCUGGAAAAUCCUGACUGGUAGGAUUCCUUUAAAGGCUCUGCCGCAAAGAGCUUUCUGUCAUUCCUUCAGUCACUUGAAAACUGAAGCUCCAGGAGACUGCAGAGAGAGAAACCCGCCUUGGCUUCAACACUUCCUACCAAUGGCCAAUCCUAAUGAUAGCGCUGUUACUAAUGGGAUUCUACACAAUCCUAAGACUCAGCACGGAAAAACGCAAAGCACUGAUUGUGGGAAAAACGGAAUCUCAAAAGAAGUCCAGCAAAAUAGAAAUAAACAUAAUGGGGAUAAGUCCGUCUUUGAGCCCUACCCGGAACCACCACUGUAUGUCUUCGUUUUCACUUACAUGGGAUAUGGAAUUGGAAUGCUAUUCGGCUAUCUCAGAGACUUUAUGAGAAACCGGGGAAUAGAGAAAUGCAAUGCAGCUAUAGAGCGAGAAGAACAAAAAGACUUUGUGCCACUGUAUCAGGACUUCGAGAACUUUUAUAAGAGGAACCUUUACAUGAGGAUCAGAGACAGCUGGAAUCACACGGUCUGCAGUGCCCCAGCGCCUUGCUGUAGCAUCAUGGAGAAAGUGACUGAUGACUAUAACUGGACAUUCAGGCAUACUGGAAGAGUUUUCGAAAAUGUUAUCAACAUGGCCUCCUACAACUACCUUGGGCUUGCAAAGGAAUAUGAUGAGUCUAUGGAGAGAGUUAAGGAUACUUUAGAAAAGUAUGGUGUAGGUGUGGCCAGCACCAGAAAUGAAAUGGGUACCUUGGAUAUACACAAGGAGCUGGAGGAUCUCAUGGCUAAGUUCUUGAAUGUAGAAGCAGUGAUGAUUUUUGGGAUGGGAUUCGCAACCAACUCAACAAAUAUCCCUAUAUUUGUUGGAAAGGGAUGCCUCAUUUUAAGUGAUGAGCAUAACCACUCUUCUAUCAUCCUGGGUGCUCGACUCUCAGGCGCAGUCAUAAGACCCUUCAAACACAAUAAUAUGCAAGACCUAGAGAAGCUCCUGAGAGAAGCUAUUAUCAGUGGCCAGCCUCGCACGGGGAGAGCUUGGAAAAAGAUUCUCAUCCUGGUAGAGGGCAUCUACAGCAUGGAAGGCUCCAUUGUGAACCUUUCCCAGAUAGUGGCUCUAAAGAAGAAAUACAAGGCUUACCUCUACAUUGAUGAAGCUCACAGUAUUGGCUGUACAGGCUCCACAGGCCGAGGCAUCAGAGAGUUAUUUGGACUGGCCCCUGAAGAUAUCGACAUAUACAUGGGUACAUUCACCAAAUCCUUCGCGGCCUCAGGAGGCUAUAUAGCUGGGAAAAAGGAAACUGUGGAUUAUGUACGGAUGCAGUCACAUAGCGCUACUUAUGCUACAUCUAUGAGUCCCGUAAUAACAGCACAAAUCAUCAGAUCAUUGAAGAUUAUUAUGGGAUAUGAAGGGAAUUUUGGAGGCAUGCAGAGAAUACAGAAACUUAGAGAAAACAUUAAAUACUUCCGACGGCGACUCAUAGAGAUGGGAUUCAUCAUCUAUGGCAAUGAUUUCUCUCCCGUGAUCCCUGUGCUCCUCUACAUGCCUGCUAAAGUGUCUGCUUUUGGAAGAAUCUUGCUUAAGAAUAAUAUCGGGGUGGUGGUUGUUGGAUUUCCAGCUACUGCUCUGGCAGAAGGUCGGGCUAGGUUCAGCAUUUCCUCAGCACAUACCCGGGAGAUGUUAGACACAGUUUUGGAAGUUGUUGAUAAACUCGGUGAUUUACUGAACGUGAAAUAUUUCCCAUUCAAGAAGUCAGGACGUGCUGUACUCUACAGUAAGGAGAGUUUCGACAAUGAAGCAAGCUUUGAAGAGACGCACUCCGAAACAGAAGCCUAAGUUUCCUGGCUCUAAAUGGAACAUAAAGACUGCCAGAAAAACCUCCCUCCCUCUUUAUCUCAAAAGUAAUAUCAUUGUAUCUUACCCUUUCGAAGGACAAUUUCAUUUUCCAAACAAGCUUAACUGAAAAGGGGAAAUAAUCAUUUACUUAAUGUCUCAAACCUGCUGCUACCAAGCAAAAGAAUAUAAUUCUAGAUUUAAGUUUUCCCUCUCCUUUACUGUAAAUACACAUAUAUAUGCGCAAAUGG